UUGGAAUGGGACUACAUUGAUAUAUAAUAAAAUCAAAUUCACCUUGGGGUUAUUCUUGUAGAUAUUGUUUUUUCUUUUUCCUUCUUCUCUUUUCUCCCUUUCUCCUCCUUCUCUUUCUUCUUUUCUCUCUUUCCUCCAUGUCGAACAGAUAAUCAGCUAAUCGGUCAUCGUCCCUUUUUAAUCCUUGUCUGGAUCAUCAGAAGCAACCUUUGGAGUACUUCAGCGAAACGACAAUGUCUCACCCAGUAACUUCUAUAUACUCCAAUAAGAGUGUGAUCGAGCAAGAUCUUGAAGCUAAUGGAGAUUCUUCAUCUCAAAGUAAACCAGAAUUGGGACAUAAGGACCCAAAAAGUGAAAAAGAUGGUUGUGCCGGUUUAGAAAAAUAUGUUUCUGAAGAAGUUUCAGAAAGUGAUAGCUCGACUAAAUUAUCAUGGAUACAGAGAUUGAAAUUGAAAUUUCCGUAUCAUAGAUUAGCUAUCCAUAUAUUUGUUGGCUGUUUUUUCACUGCUUGGUGGUUAUCCAUUAUUAUUCAAGAUAAACAUAGACACCAAUGGUUAAUUCCAACUGUUUUAUGGGGCAUGCUUAUGGUUAGAUUAAUUUCGUUUCAUUGUCGUAUUUUAUACUGGAUUUUCCACCAAAUAAGUUUUGUAUGGACUUCAGCUACUAAUUUCAUUUAUACCAAGGUGUUAGUUAGAAGAGGACAUCGUUUAAUUGUUGGUGCUAUAAUCUGUAUUGCAGUUAUAUUAUUGGGUACUUUUGUCCCCAGUGAAGUUGCUUAUUCUAAAAGAGAAGAUCGUGCUAUUUCAUUCUUUGGUCUUGUUGUUGCCAUUUUUGGAUUAUGGGCUACUUCCAAACAUAGAUCUAAAAUCCAAUGGAAUAGUGUAAUUGGAGGUAUGUUGAUGCAAUUCAUUAUAGCAUUAUUUGUAUUGAGAACUAAAUGUGGUUAUGACGUUUUCAAUUUCAUUUCUACUUUAGCUAGAGAAUUAUUAGGUUUUUCAAAAGAUGGUGUUGCUUUCCUUACUAAUUCUUCAGUUGCACAUUUAUCGAUGUUUUUCUUUACUGUUUUACCUUCAGUUGCAUUUUUCGUUGCAUUUAUUCAUAUUUUAAGUUAUUACGGUGUUUUAGUUUGGUUCAUCAAAAAAUUCUCUGCAAUCUUCUUUUGGAGUCUUAGAAUUUCAGGAGCUGAAGCCAUCACUGCUAGUGCUUCUCCUUUCCUUGGUAUUGGUGAAAGUGCCAUUUUAAUUAAAGAUUUAAUUCCUUAUUUAACCAAAGCUGAACUUCAUCAAAUUAUGACUUCUGGGUUUGCUACUAUUUCCGGUGCAGUUUUGGUUGGUUAUAUUGGUUUGGGGUUAAAUGCUCAAGCUUUGGUUAGUUCAUGUGUUAUGUCUAUUCCUGCUGCUAUUGCAAUUUCAAAAUUGAGAUACCCUGAAACUGAAGAAUGUUUAACUAGUGGAUCAGCAGAAAUUCCAAAACCCGAAGUUGAAGAUAAGGAUAAACCUACAAAUGUCUUACAAGCCUUCUCAAAUGGUGCUAAUCUUGGUUUAAGAACUGCAGGUACUAUGAUGAUUCAAUGUAUGUGCAUUAUUGGUUUGGUUGCUUUAAUUAAUGGUCUUUUAACUUGGUUUGGUAAAUUUUGGAACAUUGGUGAACUUACUUUAGAAUUAAUCCUUUCUUAUAUUCUUUACCCAGUUUCUUUCCUCCUAGGUGUUCCAAGAAAUGAAAUUUUAUUGGUUUCAAAGUUAAUUGCCUAUAAAGUUAUCCAAAAUGAAUAUGUCGCUUAUAAUUUACUUAUGAACGAAUCCCCUUACAAAGAAAUGUCAAAAAGAGGUAUCUUAAUCGCUACUUACUCGGUUUGUGGUUUUGCUAAUCUUGGUAGUAUGGGUAUCACCAUCGGGGUUCUUAAUACUCUUCUGAACAAUAAAAGAUCGAAAGAUAUUGCUCAAAACAUCAUGUCUGCCUUGAUAUGUGGUGGUAUUUCCACUUUAACCUCAGCCGCAAUUGCUGGUAUGGUUAUGCAUGACUCUGGAGCUUUUUAAGAUCUUUCUUAUUUAUUAUUUCCUUCUAUCUUAUACCCUUUAUCAUAAAUUGUUCAUCUUGUGUAAAUGUUAUAUAUAGUGUUUUUUUAUAAAUUCUUUCAUCGUUUUUCCUUUUUUUUAAUGACUAGUUAAAACUCUAAUACUUUUCCCUUCUUUUAAUGACAAUAAUUUCAU
Hyphopichia burtonii NRRL Y-1933 is the source of this 2210-nucleotide messenger RNA. It is a transcript of the gene CNT, whose product is annotated as Cntp. Bases 234 to 2036 code for a protein of 600 amino acids. Gene Ontology annotation, cellular component: membrane. Lineage: Eukaryota; Fungi; Ascomycota; Pichiomycetes; Serinales; Debaryomycetaceae. The transcript has a single exon. Gene Ontology annotation, biological process: nucleoside transmembrane transport. Gene Ontology annotation, molecular function: symporter activity; nucleoside transmembrane transporter activity. The record is from RefSeq and is a predicted model, not a curated record.